Molecule: messenger RNA, 579 nt
Organism: Microthlaspi erraticum
Lineage: Eukaryota; Viridiplantae; Streptophyta; Magnoliopsida; Brassicales; Brassicaceae
Source: the annotation of a GenBank genome assembly
AUGAAUUCAACUGGUAUAUCUGUUGAUCCGGAUGCAUCCAUGAUAUAUGCAUCAGACGCAUGGUGGAAAGAGCGUGAAUUCAACAAAGGAUUCAACCGAAAACCGCCCGAGUUUUGGGAUGUGAUGGUACGAUGUCUCAUAUUACAUGAUGUACGCUCACAAUCCCAACAUUCUUCACGUCAAAGAAGAGAAGAGAUCAUCAAUGAUGAUGCAGUAGAUGAUAACAAUGAUGAUGGCUCUAACAGUGAUAGUGGUGAUAUUCCAGCAACUCGAGUUCAAGAGACGCAAGAAGAUGAAGAAGUGUAUCGUGUUAUAGUUGAUGAGGAUAUGGAUAAUUUGAAUGAAACGGUCCCAAAUACCACUCGUAGAGGCCAACAACGAGAAAUGUCUAAUUUGCAGGCAAAUGCUAGACGUCAAAGUAAUUCAGAAAGAGGAGUUGGAGGUUCACGACUUUCUAGUAGAACUGGUUCACGAGGAGGUCGUAGAAGACAAUCCUUUGAAACAACUAUAAAAGACACCAUUGCUGGAUAUACAGAGUUCCAACGCCAAAGUUUGCAACAACUUCGUCGGUGCUUUUGA